Messenger RNA from Dinoponera quadriceps, 2675 nucleotides. RefSeq lists its product as uncharacterized. The transcript is spliced from 5 exons. The record is from RefSeq and is a predicted model, not a curated record. Bases 1770 to 2384 code for a protein of 204 amino acids. Lineage: Eukaryota; Metazoa; Arthropoda; Insecta; Hymenoptera; Formicidae.
UGACUCGUACAUAUACAUUUCGAGCGAUAACUAGCAACAGUCUCGCGUAUCUCAUUCGGGAGGAGUCUUUCUAUCUUAGACUAAUCAUACAAUCAUCGUUAUCUGCCUCGGGAACGUUGCACGCCAUUGGCAAGCGAUAAGUACAUUGGGGCCGGUAGUGGGAGUUCCUCGCGAAUAUACACGUAGUCGACGUAAAAUCAUCGUAGUUAACGCCGCGUAGUUCCUUGGAUUUCGACGGUGCGAGGUCAGAUUAGUGGAAUCGUGAGCUUACCCGAGUAAUUUUGUUCGCGUGUAGUUUUAUUAAAGACAAAACGCGAGUGUCCUUCCGGUGACGUGCGUUACCGCAGCACGUGGUGACCGAAUUACGUCGACAAGUGUGAAACAUAUUGAUUUACGUAAGCGACGCGGUUAAAUUGGCAAGUAUCCUUUGGCCCGGAAUCUACAAUAGGUGUGAUAAAUUGUAAAACCGUAAAAAAUUGAUUGAAAGGUGAUAGAUCGAUCACAGUCGAAUGUGCGAAGAAUCAUUGAUUAAUCAAUGGCUGUGUUCAGAAAACACAACAGUUGCACAACCAUUGAGUAAUUUGUCAAUUUAAUUGGCCUAAAUUUAGAGAUCUAACAGACCAAUAAUCAUUGAUCGCUCACUGAUCGUUUUGUUUCCCUGAACGCAGUUUCAUAAAGCUUGUUAUAUCUAUAUGUAGAUCCGGAUUUAAGCAGUGUUCACAAUAGUCCUGGUCUACAAUAGGUGCUUUAAGCCUUAAGAAAUAGACCAAUCAUAGUCGAAUGUGAGAAGAAUAAUAAUCGCUACAAUAACCGCUUUAAGCGGUGUUCACAACAAAGUAGUCAGCCUUAAGCUCGUAUCAGACUAUGAAUUAGGACUGACAUUGAAUUGAAAUUUGACCAACCAGAAAAAGGUUCGCUAACUCGGAGUUUAGUGAACUUUGCUUUGAUUGGCCAAAUUUCAAUCCAAUCUCAAUUCUAACCCGUAGUACGAUACGGGCUUUAAGCUGUAAAAAAUUGACCAAUCACAGUCGAGUUAUAGAAGAAUAAUCAAUUGUGAUUGGUCAAUUUCUCAUGUACUUGUAGAUCGGAACUUAUUCAUGCGCAAGAACGAUCCAGACGACAUAAUGGUCUAAAAGAUGUUUCAGUAUAUAGAACGCACGAAACAAUACGAUAUUCUUCGGACGUCUCCCAGGUCUCUACGUUGCUCAGCAUUUGCUCCUCGCAUAUUCGAGCCUUGUCGACCGAACACAGUCGUCAGAUUCCACAUGGAUUACCGAAAGUAGCGGUGUGCAACCUGCGUUAUAAAUUCGAACGUGUGAGAAACUGAUUUGACGUGUGAGACUUUUCGUAUCAGUAAUAUACAUACGCUCGCGCUUCGCCUCCGACGCUUGAUGAGGCGAAUCGUUUAUCUUUUAAGGUCAGAACCGAAGCGGCUGGGUAAGUGACGGCACGGCCGGUAAAUUUAAAUGCUUCCGUAAGACCCGAGUAUUCUUCUCGGCUCUCUCGCAUUAUGCAACGUGAAUAACUUGCAGACGACGUGUGCACCGAUGCGUCGUGAAUACGCGGGAUGCAGUGACAAUAACCGGUAAAUUCGGAUCGGGACGGUGUUCGAUCGCGAAUUGCCCUGACAAUUUCAAAUCGUUCGGCGAAACAUCGAACGAGAAAUAUGGACGAUAAGUAUACCGUUGCCGAUAAGUAAGAUAAAAUUAAUAAUCGCCAAUCGGCUGGGAGGAUAAAAUUUCGUGUCGAAUCGAUCGUAAUAUCCAAGGAUGUUGUUCCACCUCCUAUUGGGUGCAGAUUGCUCCGGCCGCACGCUAGCCACCCUCCUGGUUGCAUGGGUCGCGACGUUGAUGGUGACCUCGAUAUUAUUGCAAUGGGAUUAUAUGUGGAUCGUCUUGACGAUACUGACCAUAAUGUUUCUCCUGCUCUGUGCCUGCAUGGCCUACAAUAUAAAAAAGGCUCACAUGAGGACUUGGGCCACCGAACACCGGAGAAGAGAGGCGGGUGAUGGAGAGAGACGAGCCAGAAGACCUGUCUGGACUAUCAGUGGGAUGACAGACGAGGAUCGCAGAGAGAGAGAAUCUCGACAAGUCACGGACCUACCACCAUCGUACUCGUCUGUAGUAUUGUCCGUUUGUAGUACUCAACCUACGUCGGAUUCUGUACAAAGAGUGUCAUUAACCAUCGGCGACCCACCCGACGGGCCCAAAUUCGAAGAGCCGCCGCCAUAUUCGAGCGUGUUUUCCUGCACAGACGCGCAUGACCGAAAUGCGGAAGCGGCAAACGAGCCGAAUACAACAUCCUCCGUGCCUGCGACGAAGGACAACAAUGCCGUUUCCAUAGACAUGUCUCAGGCACAAAACACGCGCACGACUGACGAUUAGUUAUUAGCGUGAUUCUUGUGGAAGACUGUAUAAAAAAAGAAAGAUACCAAAAUCAGUUUCGAAGAGUGAGCGAAAAACGUGUAGACAUAAGUGCGAUAUUGUGCGUCCCGCGAGAGAUUUACUUAUUUCUAAAAAACUAAAAUUAAGACGUCCUAAGACGUUGUGAAGGCGGCUUUGAGACGACAAGACAUUCAACGGAUGUUUCUGAAAUGUCUUUUGGACAUACAUGUUAUUACUGUUAUGUUAUUAUUAAUGUAUCAUGUGUACGAAUAUAUGAAUUGUUUCUUAGUA